AUCUUGAAUAUCUCUGUAAACCCUUGACAUGAUAAGUUUUUAUCAGCCAUCAUUUUCAAUAUGCCGAAGAUGCUUAUAUUUGUCAACAUCUGUAUCAACUAAAAUCAUUCCUUAGAUCUUUACAAGUAAGGAAAGAGAUGGUGUUGAAGCUAUGCGUGGAGAUGGCCCUGGUGGGGGCAAUAGCCUCAGUCUUCGUGGUGGCAGCACAGGGCUGGGCGGCCGAGCGCGCGGCGGAGGAGGGGGCCGGCCGGGACUACAUGGACAAGCUCAACGAGUGGUCCGGGACGCUGAAGAACAGGAUGUCACUGGCGCAGUGGGACUACGAGAUCAAUAUUACGAGGCACACUGAGGAGAGGAUGAUGCAAGUAUCUUUAGACGUAGCUGAACAAGAAAAAGAGUACUGGAAGGACACGAUGACGUACUUCUGGCGAGAAUUCGAAGACGAGAAUCUGAAGAGAAUGUUCCAGAAGCAUUCGGUGCUCGGCACGUCGGCUCUGCCAGAGGAUUUGAACGAAAGACUGAUACAAGCCAAGAACAACAUGCAGACUACAUACGCUAAAGCGACAAUAUGUGAUUACCAUGAUAAGAAAAAGUGUGAUCUGCACGUCGAGCCAGAGGUGACAAAUAUAUUUGCGAAGAGCCAAGACCCAGAAGAGCUGAAAUACACCUGGCUGGAGUGGCAUAAGGCUGCCGGAGCUCCUUCCAAACAUUACUUUACUGAGUACGUUACACUGAACAAUGAAGCUGCUAAAAUGAAUGGAUUCGACAGCUCAGCGGAGUGGUGGCUCAGCGAGUACGAGGCCAAGGACAGCGAGAAGCAGUUCAUCAAGCUGUUCAACGACAUCAAGCCGCUGUACCAACAGCUGCACGCGUACGUGCGAAGGCAGCUCCGGAUGAAGUAUGGCGAUGAGGUAGUGCCGGCUAAAGGACCAAUACCAGCGCAUCUACUUGGUAACAUUUGGGCCCAGGAUUGGAAGAACAUCGAAUCUUUUUCAAAGCCUUACCCUGACAAGCCAGAAGUGGAUAUUACUGCUGCUUUGGUUGCACAGAACUAUACGGCGUUGAAAAUGUUCAAAACUGCAGAAGAGUUUUUUACCUCCAUAAAUUUGAGUCCCAUGCCCGAUAACUUCUGGGAGAACUCUGUUAUAGAAAAGCCAACUGACGGCAGAGAAAUGGUCUGCCAUGCUUCUGCUUGGGAUUUCUUCGAUUCAGAAAACUUUAGAAUAAGACAGUGCACAACCAUCACUGAUUCCUUCUUCAAAACAACUCAUCAUGAAAUGGGCCACAUCCAAUAUUACAUUCAGUACAAAGACCAGCCCACCGUUUACAAACAAGGAGCCAAUCCAGGUUUCCACGAAGCAGUUGGUGAUGUGAUAGCUCUCUCAGUGGCUACACCAAAACAUUUAAGGGUUAUGGGAUUGAUGGAAGAUGGCCCCGAUGAUAUAGAAACUAACAUAAACCAACAAUACAAAAUGGGUCUAGAAAAGAUCGCCUUCUUACCCUUCGCCUACCUCCUAGACCUGUUCCGCUACAGCGUGUUCCGCGGCAUCACGUCCCCUCACAACUACAACUGCCACUACUGGCGGCUGCGGGAGGCCCUGCAGGGGGUGGAGCCGCCGGCGCCGCGCUCCGAGUUCGACUUCGACCCCGCGGCCAAGUACCAUGUCGCUGCCGACGUGGAGUAUAUGAGAUACUACAUCUCGUACAUCAUCCAGUUCCAGUUCCACCAGUCGCUGUGCAAGCUGGCGCAAGAGUACGCCCCCGGAGAUAACAACAAACUGCUGUCCAACUGUGACAUCUACCGGAGCACCGAGGCUGGAAAUGCACUGAAGGCUAUGCUCAAGUUGGGUUCAUCGAAGCCAUGGCCCGACGCGAUGCAGGCGCUCACGGGACAAAGAAAAAUGGACGCCAGUGGACUGCUCGAGUACUUCAAGCCUCUUCAUGAUUGGCUGAAGGCUGAGAACGAGCGAACUGGAGAGUUUAUCGGAUGGGAGCCUAGUACUGUCCCAUACUGCACAACCAGACAAAGAGACGAAAUGGAAAUCAAUGGAUUUAAUCAGAAACUCAGGAAGCUAUCACUAAUAUAAGUAUGGAAUUCGUCAAUUUAUAACUGUAAAUAAUGUACAUUAGCUAGCUGUAAUAAAUUUCAUCCUUUCUGAA
Molecule: messenger RNA, 2160 nt
Organism: Plutella xylostella (diamondback moth)
Lineage: Eukaryota; Metazoa; Arthropoda; Insecta; Lepidoptera; Plutellidae
Source: RefSeq, a predicted model, not a curated record